Eimeria mitis is the source of this 2775-nucleotide messenger RNA. RefSeq names its product thrombospondin type 1 domain-containing protein, putative. The record is from RefSeq and is a predicted model, not a curated record. The coding region runs from base 1 to 2775 and encodes 924 amino acids. The transcript has 9 exons. NCBI's taxonomy places the organism in Eukaryota, Apicomplexa, Conoidasida, Eucoccidiorida, Eimeriidae.
AUGCUAGGGAUCUAUUUCCAAAUAAAACACGCCGACAUAGUGGAUUUUUCAGUUGUGAAGUUGCCGCUGAAUGGCUGUGCUGCGCGCCGCGCAUCGGGAAGCGGCUUCUACCAUGAUACCCACGUGGUCGAAGCACCCAUAAACGGCGGAGAUCCUUGCGAUUUGCUUGAAGACUUUGAGCCCUGUGCCGAGAUUAGCUGCUUCGGCUCGGACUGCAAGGUAUCUGAGUGGAGCGAAUGGGGUGCGUGCAGCAAGGAGUGCGGGGGCGGAGUCCACACUCGAGAGCGCCAGGUGCUGAUGCCCAGCACAGGGAACGGAGCAGACUGCCCGGAGCUGCAGCAGCGGCGCGGCUGUGGCCUCCACCGCUGUCCGGGGGUCCCCUGCGAAGACAGUCCCGACGUGCCUUUGUUAACUGGAGUGGAGUGCAAGGUACUGCUGGCGAUGGGCUGCCACCGACGUCUUCAGGAGCUGGCGGAGGAGAACAACCAACCUUUUCCUGAGGACCUGCCCCCCGAAGUCCGCGUCAGCGAUGCCUGUCCCAAGACGUGUGGGGUCUGCGCAGAGUGCGCCCCUGGUUGCCAGCUAAGAGACCUUGGAAACAGACACUGCGACGAGCCUUGCAACAACGAAGCCUACCCCUGUCCCUUCAUCUCCGUCAGCGGAUUCACUGGGGACGCUGCUGUCUUCAACGGCAUCUUCUUAAGGGGAGACCCACAUGGCAGUUUGCCCCGCUUCCUGCAAGACACGCUGAACCCUCCUGCUCACUUUCUGUGGGCGCAGGAGACCCCCCCAAAAGCAGGCAGACAAGGCAAACGGCUCAUCUGGCGCAUCACACAGGCUGACCCCAACACUGCUGCCCAGAACACAGGGCUCACUGCAGCGGCAACCGGCGGAGACUGUGCUGCGGAGACAGGCGGAGGCGAUGCAGCCGUUGGGUGCACAGACAGCUGGGAAGUGGGCGUCGCUGGGACAGAAACCACCAGCAAACCGCAGAAAGCCACAUUUAAAUGCAUUGAUGAAGAGACUCGAGCCGAGCUGGAGGCACAGCAGCUAGGACCGGAGGACUCGGAAGAGCAGCAGGCAGUGCCACAGGGUCCCCCAGUGACUGUAGUAGCUGGAGUGGAGAUGGUCUGUGAGGACCAGCAGGAAGUGCAGGAAAAAUCCGGCAAGUCUUGUGAGGCUCUGAAGAAGAUGCUCAAGUGCGACUUCUUGCUCGCAGAUGCGGGAGUGGAUCUUCCCUCGUUUCUGCCGCCAGACGCCACGCUUGCGCUCGCCUGUCCCCAGACCUGUGGUCUCUGCAAGCAGUGCGCCAGAGGUUGCCCCCUGUGGUUCCUGGGGAACAGACAUUGCGACCAAGCCUGCAACGUUGCCGCCUGUCAGUACGACAGGGGAGACUGUGGCAGCACGGGCCAGGCUGCCGCAGCACCGCAUCAGGAUGCAGAGGCUACUGACGAAGAGGAUGAAGAGGAUUUCGUUGCUUUGGGUCCGCACGAACCCCAGAAGAAGCAGCAGCAGCAGUCGGAAGAAGACGAAGAAGACGAAGACGAUCCUGCUACAGCGUGCGAGGACGACCCCCAAGUCAAAGCUAUGGGAUUCACAUGCAAGGUUCUCUACGCGGUAGCUGAAGGGACUCCUGAGGGCUGCAACAGUCGCUUGCAGGAUCUGCGCCCAGACGAGGCCCUGCCUCCUGGAGUGCCUCCCAUCACAAGGGUUAAAGAUGCCUGCCCCAAGACCUGCAGAGCUUGCAACGAUCCUGACAGACUGCGGCGCCCUGGAUCGCGGGCAACAGAUUCCGCAUCUUGCCAAGAUGAUCCUAUGGUGACGGAGAUGGGCUACAGUUACCCCACACGGCUGCAGCGACCUUCGCACACUCCGGGAGCUGCGUGCACGGACUUUGAGUUUGUGGGAGAGGCUGGUUCUUCAUGCAAGUUGCUGCUGACCCUUGCUCAGUCCCAGGGCCUUGGCGGGUGCUCAGCGCCCCUUUCUGCUUUGUUAGAGGAGAAGCACUGGCCUCAGGGAACACCAUCUGACAUUACACUCGGCGACGCCUGUCCGCAUACAUGUGACUACUGUGAAGAGUCAGUGCUGAUGCGCAUGCGUCAGCCAGUAGAGGAUGAACCAAGCUGUCUCGGAGGUUGCUGCGACAACAAAAUGGUGGAGCAAGAAACAGGCUACACUUGCAGGCAAAUUAAGGACUUUUUGAACGGCGACUGCUCCGUCGAGUUGGAGUCUCUCUCCAGCACACCGUUGCCGCCAGAAGUUCCCAAAGGCGCGACCCUACGAGAUGCCUGCCCGUACACUUGUGGGGCUUGUCCGGCUCAGCAAUGCGUAGAUAAUCCAAUGGUCCAGCAAAUGGGGUACUCUUGCGAUAUGCUGAUCGCCGCAGCAGAGGGCAGAGGAGGGUGCGAGGCCCUUUUAACAUCACUCAGCGGGGAGCCGCUGCCUGCAGGAGUCCCUCCCACCACCAGAGUCCGUGAUGCAUGUCUCAAGUCUUGCAAUGCGUGUCCUCCACUCUUUACUGGCUCGGGAGGGCCUGAAGCAACAGCCGCUCCAGGCGGUGCCGCAGCAGCACCAGACUGUUUCGACGAUGGCCGUCUCCCUCAACUGGGGGAACAGUUGCAGCAGUCUGCCACGAAGUCAGUGCUGAUGCGCAUGCGCCAGCCAGUAGAGGAUGAACCAAGCUGUCUUGGAGGUUGCUGCGACAAUAAAAUGGUGGAGCAAGAAACAGGUGAGCUAGAUGGCCCCAGCAUACGGGGACAAAAUCUCCAGCUGUAG